Molecule: messenger RNA, 3597 nt
Organism: Synchiropus splendidus (mandarinfish)
Lineage: Eukaryota; Metazoa; Chordata; Actinopteri; Syngnathiformes; Callionymidae
Gene: nr1h3
Product: nuclear receptor subfamily 1, group H, member 3
Exons: 11
Coding region: 1354-2745 (463 amino acids)
Biological process (GO): cell differentiation; negative regulation of transcription by RNA polymerase II; lipid metabolic process
Molecular function (GO): zinc ion binding; RNA polymerase II cis-regulatory region sequence-specific DNA binding; nuclear receptor activity
Source: RefSeq, a predicted model, not a curated record
CAGCUUUUUAUAGCCAAGUCUAUUUCUUCAAAGCAGAACAAUGUAAUAAUGUAUGACCAUUUUAAGUUGCCUGUGAGCAUGUUAAAAAUAUAUCAGAUAAUGACCAUCUUAUGUUAGAUGAUUAGUAAUACUAAGUAUUUCUACUAAGUUAUUUCAGAAGUGUGUACCCAUCUUUCGGGUCAUACAGUGCCCAUGAAGAAGCUCACAGUUGACCUGUGCUCUAGAUAUUUCUAAAAUGUAUCGUACUGGAUUACAGAGCUUAAAUGUCUUACAGCUAAAUUGAAAAAGAAAAGCCCCUAAUAUAAGGAUAUAAUACACCAUCCCAUGACUCGGUGGCAAAUUAGUCUUUCUCUCCGAUGUCUUUUGUUACACUUGACUCACUUUUAACUAGUACUGCAUGUUUUGAAAUGCAUACUGUCUUCCAGAGUCACAGAACAGAAAUUUUACAUUGUCUUGUGAGAAGUGAAAUCAUACGUCCACUUCUCUUAUCACUGUGGGAAUUUUUCAAAAGUGCCCAUGUUCAUUUCUUUCACACCAUUUUUUUUGCUGAGUGGUGUUGACUAUUUUCACAUCAGCACAGGGUGUUAACCUCUGUCCAAGCUCGUACUUUUUCAUUUUACUGAUCGUAUUUAGAUUAUUUGUGGUUUACUUCUCUGUCCAGUGUUAAGCUUUUAGAAUUUGGAAAUCUUCUCAUCACUGCAUGGUUUUUAAGUUGCAUCCUGGUGUUCUUCCUCAGACCUUCAAGACACAUUCUAUGAGAAGCUUUUGCCUUUUGACUGUCAAUCUGUAUCCCAAAAGGGCCAUGUGGGUGAAGUUUUUUGUCCCAUCCAAACAAGUGGCAACUGACUGAAAAUCAAGUGAUGAAACAAUUUAGACACCCGGUUUUGAACUGUGUGAUCCCAAUUGGUUGGACUGAAAGCCUGCACCCACACAACCCUUUUGGGAUUCAUUUUGACACCAGUGCAUUACAACAUUUCAUUAAAUGGAACAUCACAAUAACAAUACAUGUCUGGGACUUUAACUUUUGUCACUUUCAAUGAGUAAUUUUGAACCUAGUAAGUGCAGACUUACAAAGCAAAGCAAAGCAAAAGGGCUGUCCACGUACUGAAACCAGAAAGAGAGUUCUUUCCAACCCGCUGUCCCUGAGACAUUGAGUCAUCAGAAACCUACUUCAUUUGCUCCUGAGGUCUUGGUGCCUUUGAGGAAAAGAGGAUCAUCAGUUGAGGAAGUUCAUCAUCUAAAGAUAACCACAUACUGGAGUGAACACACAUGGGCAAGGUGAAAAUGCGAUAAAUACAACAUUCUUGCCUGAGGAACAUUUGGGUUUCGUAAUGACAAGCAGCUGUGCAGAAGAUGUCCUCGCUGUCAGUGACUGAUAUUCCAGAUGUUGGUCAUGAUGAAAGUAAGGUUUUUGUGGGCACUUCUGAGCUGCAGGUGGACUGCUUGGUUGAGGACAGAGGUCUGGUCGUCUCAAUGAAGCAAGAAAGCAUACAGUCGCUGGCUGACCUCCCGCAGUCCAGUGACGUUUCAGCCGGCCCUCAGAAUGGUCCCUCACUCACCAAGUUGAGCAGCCCUCCUUCUCUGGAGGCAGACAACAUUAAGCAUGAUCCUGCAUUCAGUGACACACCUGCCAGCACAGAUGGCCAGCCAGUGAAGAGAAAAAAGGGGCCUGCCCCAAAGAUGUUGGGAAAUGAGGUGUGCAGUGUGUGUGGUGACAAGGCGUCAGGGUUUCACUACAACGUCUUAAGCUGUGAGGGCUGCAAGGGUUUCUUUCGGCGUAGCGUAAUCAAAAGUGCUCAGUAUUCAUGCAAGAACAAUGGGCACUGUGAAAUGGACAUGUAUAUGCGUCGCAAGUGCCAGCAGUGUCGUCUACGCAAAUGCAGGGAGGCAGGAAUGCUGGAGCAAUGUGUGCUCUCAGAAGAGCAAAUCCGGGUGAAAAAAAUGAAAAAGCAGGAGGAAGAAACUGCCCGCACAUCCACUGUGGUCACUCCAACCCCUCCUCCAGAAGCAGCUGCGCUGGAUCCUCAACAGCAGGAGAUGAUUGAGAAACUGGUUGCCAUGCAGAAACAAUGCAACAAAAGAUCCUUUUUAGACCGGCCAAAAGUUACACCAUGGCCGCAGAACCAGGACCUCCAGAACAGAGAAGUGCGACAGCAGCGCUUUGCCCACUUCACUGAGCUUGCCAUCAUGUCAGUUCAAGAGAUCGUGGAUUUUGCAAAGCAACUGCCUGGUUUCCUCGAGCUCACCAGGGAGGACCAGAUCGCUCUGUUGAAGACAUCAACCAUAGAAAUCAUGCUACUUGAGACAUCUCGGAGAUACAACCCUUCAAUAGAUAGUAUAACAUUUUUGAAGGAUUUUAGCUAUAACAAGGAUGAUUUUGCUAAAGCAGGGCUGCAGUUUGAAUUUAUAAACCCUAUUUUUGAGUUUUCCAAAGGAAUGAAUGAUUUGCAACUGGAUGAGGCUGAAUACGCCUUGCUCAUUGCGAUCAAUAUAUUCUCCGCAGAUCGGCCGAACGUUCAGGAUCACGAUCUCGUGGAAAGACUUCAACAGCCGUAUGUGGAUGCUCUGCGCUCUUACAUCAUGAUAAAAAGACCAAAUGACCACUUGAUGUUUCCUCGGAUGCUGAUGAAGCUGGUGAGUCUUCGUACUCUCAGCAGCGUCCACUCAGAGCAGGUCUUCGCUCUGCGCCUGCAGGACAAGAAGCUUCCGCCGCUGCUUUCAGAGAUCUGGGACGUCAAUGAGUGACUGCAGUCAUUAUGUUUCUCUCUUUUUUGAGACAAAAUAGCAUUUACUUCCUGAAUUGGUUUCAGUAUGGAUUGGUUUUAUGGAAGAACCUCAUUGUGCUUUUGUUUUCCAUCAGACUUUUUCAUUUUUAUGCGUUCAAGCAGGUGAGGAUGAAUUAAUUCAGACGUCUAGCUCCUGUUUAGUUUUUGUUGAUGGUUAAUUUCUAGUGCACCUUUUAACACUUCAAAAGCUCUGAGCAGGUCUUAGUUGUGUCAAACAACCGCUGCACGUACUAGUACAAUUAUCGUAUCUGUUUUGAAAUGACAUUGAGUAGACCGUCGGACUGGAACAGAUCUGCCAUUCAUCGUUAUGAUAAAUGGUAGUCACUUGGUUGCAUUUGUUGAUCAUAAUAUUUUAACUUAAUGUUUGUUUAUUUUGCAGUAAGGACUGUAAUUGGUUUUGUUGUAGCUGCUCAUGUGAACUGAUGUGUGAAGCCAACCUCUGGGGAAUCAGAGGCUUCGUUCAUUUUUUUUUUUUAUUAGAUGACUUAAUUCUUUUUCCAAGUGCAUAAGGGACCCUUUUGGUCAUUUAUAGAUGCCCACAAAGAUUUAUGUAAAUUGUAUAUUUAUUUUCAAAUAUAUAAGUGCACAACGAUCCAGACGAUUGUACAACGCAAAAAGGUCAUAUCCUAACAAAGUGAGUGGUAGUUUGUACUGGUGUGAUCAUUGACAGAAAUUGCUGUUGUUACUUAGCAGAAAACUUAGACCAGCUUUCUUGAAAUGUAUGGCAUUGAUGAAUCCAUGUAAACAAGAAAUGCUCUGUUCAAAUAAUUAAAUUCUCAAAUGUGAUGGUCCUUUCAAAUUAUUAAACACU